GCAGACGUUGGGGUGCGCUCGUCUUUCUUCUUGCUCUUCGUCACAACGCACGCCAAAUGAAGAUCAAACUGCUGAGGACGGCCCUUGGGGUCCUGGUGACGCUGGCGCUGCUGGGGAGCGCCGCCGCCAAGCCCCACGUUCCCCCACCAGACACCCCCGACCCCCAACCCGAAGAUUUGGCUUUCAGUAACCAAACCCACCUUGUCAGCCACCACAAUCAAGGUGAAAGCCUUGGUAAGUCUGACGAAGGCAACGGACCUGGUCAGACGGACGCAAGGCACACAAGGGGCGUGGUCAGCGAGCCGACCAAACCUGGUCAAUUAAAACCUGGUCAGGCUAAGGCGUCUGGUCAAGCAAAAGAUCAUGGGGCUAAGGCGUCUGGUCAAGCCAAAGAUCAUGGGGCUAAGGCGUCUGGUCAAGCCAAAGAUCAUGGGGCUAAGGCGUCUGGUCAAGCAAAAGGUCAUGGGGCUAAGGCGUCUGGUCAAGCAAAAGAUCAUGAGGCUAAGGCGUCUGGACAAGCAAAAGCUAGUGAGGCUAAGGCGUCUGGUCAAGCAAAAGCUAGUGAGGCUAAGGCGCCUGGUCAGGCAAAAGAUAGUCAGACAAGUCAAGUUGGUGCAGGCAACAACACGAGCAACAGUUCUGCUGCAGUAGCCAGCCAGCUCACACCUAAUGAGACCGGUGCAAUUGAGCGACAUAAGAGGAUGGAUAGUUGCACGCCCAAUAGGAGGAUUUUCCAGAAAACUACACCUAAACGUGAUCCAAACUGUGUGCCAACGCCUAGUCAACCUAGUCGUGGAUCUCAGGGAUACCAAAAUAGUCAGCAUGGUGCUUGGACGAGUUCGAGGAGAUACAGAGACACGGAUAGCGUAACAGGAUCUAGUCAGACCGGGACUGAUGACCAGGCCGAACCUGGUCAGGAACCAGCAACAGAAGAACCGAAAUCAGACGCUGACAAUCAACCGAAAUCAGACCCUGAUAAUCAACCGAAAUCAGACGCUGGUACUCAGACCGGCACAAAUGAGAGGCGCAAGAGGACUGCAAGGAACCCACCUAAUAGGAGGAUCUUACAAUGGCAAUACUAAAGACAGGAACGAUUGCUCAGGCCAGAUCUGAUCAGACUGGGGCCAACUGAUCUUGCAGGACAGUUGGUCAUAACAAUUUUGGAUGAGACUACGUCAGGACGAAUAUGGUUACACUGACAGGUGAUUUCAUUGAAUUCAGUCUAGGGCGAGCUUCUUACAUUUAGAAUAUAUUUUGAAUGCAAAAAAUUCGAAUUUUUUUGUCAAAAUUAUUUGUUCAAAGAUUGUUCAAAGCUCAAAGGUUUAAAAAGCAUGCAAUAAACUAAUGACACAGU
Messenger RNA from Hyalella azteca, 1354 nucleotides. Its product is annotated as clumping factor A-like. The record is from RefSeq and is a predicted model, not a curated record. Lineage: Eukaryota; Metazoa; Arthropoda; Malacostraca; Amphipoda; Hyalellidae. Bases 57 to 1082 code for a protein of 341 amino acids. The transcript has 2 exons.